Molecule: messenger RNA, 1156 nt
Organism: Cynara cardunculus var. scolymus (artichoke)
Lineage: Eukaryota; Viridiplantae; Streptophyta; Magnoliopsida; Asterales; Asteraceae
Product: protein LIKE COV 1-like
Exons: 7
Coding region: 213-1007 (264 amino acids)
Biological process (GO): stem vascular tissue pattern formation
Cellular component (GO): Golgi apparatus
Source: RefSeq, a predicted model, not a curated record
AUUGCAGAAUCUAUAUAUACAUUUAGGGUUUAAAAAUCGAUUUUUAAUCGAACCCUGAUCAUGACAUACAACAAUAUCCUCGAACUCUUCGCAGCUACCUUGGAUUUGCAGUUUUAGUUUGAUUUCAAUUCAGAUUCCAGUGUAUAAGUAGAGCAAUCACGUACUAAGUUCACAGUUUGUGAUUUCAAGCAAGGGUUUUGAAGGAUUGAGUAAUGGGGGAUGAAAAAUCACCGAUUAGCAGAGAAAGAGAUCGGGAGCUUCUUAUACCCGUUGCCAACUCCGUUGAUGAUGACGCCGCUUCUUCAAAACCCUCUUGUUCUUCAACUUCAUCUUCUAAUCACGCUGGUCGUGAGACAUUCGUCAAAGUUGUCAGGAGCUGGGCUUCUAAAAAGUUUAUGACGGGAUGUGUCAUCUUAUUACCGAUGGCUAUUACCUUCUACAUUACAUGGUGGUUUAUACAUUUUGUUGACGGAUUCUUCUCUCCAAUCUAUGAUCAACUGGGUAUAGAUAUAUUUGGUCUGGGGUUUAUAACCUCGAUAACUUUCAUAUUCUUGAUCGGGGUAUUCAUGUCGUCAUGGUUGGGUGCGUCGGUUCUGAGCCUCGGAGAAUGGUGCAUCAAACGUAUGCCAUUUGUUCGUCAUAUUUACAAUGCCUCCAAGCAGAUCAGUGCGGCCAUUAAUCCAGAUCAAAACACACAAGCCUUCAAGGAAGUCGCGAUAAUUAGACAUCCUCGUAUUGGCGAAUACGCAUUUGGGUUUAUUACUUCAUCAGUCAUUCUCCAGAAUUAUACGGGAGAUGAGGAGCUAUACACGGUGUAUGUCCCAACGAACCAUCUUUACAUCGGCGACAUAUUCUUGGUGAAUUCAAAAGACGUUAUGAGGCCGAAUUUAUCCGUUCGUGAAGGAAUCGAAAUAGUGGUAUCUGGGGGGAUGUCGAUGCCACAGAUACUCUCCACACUGGAUUCAAACAACAAAACAAGCUCCUCAGAGGAAAUGUCAAGAUACUAAUCAAGAUUGAAAAUGCUACUACCAUUCUUUUUUUCCCAUUUAUAGUGUUUGUUAUAGAGGAAGAACAAAGCACUUGGUAAAUAGAUUUGUACCUGAGGGGCCGUUUACUCAAAUAUUUAUCCGAUAAGCACUUAUCGAUAGGAGUCUAA